UUGCAUUCUCGACUUCACACAAGUCAGCCCAGUCUACAUUGCCAUUGGUCAAGGGCCAAAAUAGUCCGCAGGUGUAGACCAUGGUAGGGAAACCCAGAUCGAUCGCUCCUCACUCGAAGAUAACGACUUUCCAAUAAUCCAAGGAAUCAUUUUGAGCUACCGGUCGGAAAGUAUCGACAGGAUUUUAGUCCUGUCCUACAAUAUCCUAGGCUAGUGUGUCCAUAUGUACGUGUAGUUUAGGAGUUUUCCAGUAUCCAAUGGUAUCAUCGACGAGCAAACGGAGUUGGAAUUCAUUGUCGAAAAUAAUGGCCCACGGACAAACUGUUUGUCGGGCUGCCGUCCUACUGUUGCUCCUGGCUUGUUCUGCUCAACCACUUUCUGCAGCAACUACUCCGGCGUGGUUGACAAGCGCAAUUCGAGCACAGGCUAUCCUUACGGCCGAUACUGAUGUAUCGAAAUUGGCAUUAUGCGGCGCCAACGAUGCUUCCAACCAGCUGAUCUAUACCCCUUUACAAUGGCAGGCAGCGCGACCAGAUUUGGAGAAGGGCGUGGGGAAAGCGUGCGUAUUUGGUCGAUGUUUGAGAGGAACCACACAAAUCCACAGCCAAGUGAAAAGCAUCGGAAGCCUGUUGUCAUUAGGAGUUCGCCGGCUGUCACUCAACCUUCAUUACACUGCCACUGUGUUUGGUGUGGACAAGUACAGGAUGUGUCGUAGUGAUUCGUACUUUUACACAGGAUGUCAGAAUUUGUAUAACGCACUAAAGCCCUUCGAUGCCUGUUCCUCUAUUCUGGGAGUACCUACAAUUGAUCAGUACACCACAGGCUGCACGUCGAGUGCUCUAACCAUUCAAGCUGGUUUGGUGCAGAUUAGCAACUGGCUCAGUCAAAAUGCUGCCAAUCUGACAUACGACGUUCUUGUCCUGGACUUGAAUGAUUUCAUCACACCUGUUGUCGGCUCAACCAACAAGGAUGCCGCUGCAAUGCAUAUAUUGCAUGUAGUUCAGUCAACACUUGCCAGCCAGGCACUCACUGUCCAGCAGCUUGCAAGCUUCCGUUCUCAAGCGGGUGUGAGCAGUACUGCAUGGCCAACAGCAAAACAGAUGGUUGACAUCUACAAGAAGCGGGUUAUCCUUCUGUCAGCCGCCAACUCAAUUUAUCUCAACGACUACAUCCACGCCCAUCCAUCUCCAAUGAGUUCAGCUGUCAAUGCCGCUAAUGCUGUGAAAGUCUAUGACAACAGUGGUUACAUCGUGCAAUGUGCUGGCAGCAAUGCUGCUUUCCAGCCUGUCUUUGAAAGUCGCAAGAUACUCAAGCUGGAGGAGGCCUUAGCUGAUGGUACACACGUACAGCCAGUAUCCAACGAAGAUGGUCCGGUACAGAUUGGUACAAUUGGCGCACAAUACGCGAUGUCUAUCCUUCAGUGCGGUAGAAGUCCUUCUAUGGACUAUGUGGACAUGGAUCGGGUUACCACAUCUUGCCUCUGGACAUACGCACAAGGAAGCCAGACCCCAACAAGCUCUGAUGAUUACGUAGUCUUCACUGCUGCCAGUGGAUGGACCACUGUUGAUCGCACUGCCGCUGGAACUCUUCAGAGGGCUUGUCGUAACAAGGAUGACCCACAGGCUUGGGAGUUGUCACCACAAGGCCGGCCAUGUGAUGUUAUGUACGAGUUUGCAGUACCUGCUAGUGCGCAGCAAGCCCAAUCGCUGAGAACUGCUCUGGUGCAAGCUAAUGUUUCAUCAGCGCUCCUGCCAUCAGGUUUCCCUGGGGUUACAAGCCCUCAAGGCAGCAAUCCGGGAACGACUGUCCUUCCAAGUACGAAGUCGCCAUCCAGCAAGCCAACUGUUUUCCAUACCCUUGUUGGACUCCUUGUCAUGGCUGCUAUCGCUCAUGUUGUUGCACUUUAGAAAGGCUAUGCUAGCUAUCUGCCGGAUAAUCUGGACAUCAUGUAUCACACUGUGUAUCACAUGUAUGAUCGAUGCAGUGCUUGUAUUACUAUGUACUUUAUCAUGCCCGGGAUGAUGUCACCGUAUGCCAUUCAGUAUGUAACUCUAAUAUGGGAUGAUGUCACCGUAUGCCAUUCAGUAUGUAACUCUAAUAGUACACUGUACAGUCUAGGUGGGUUCAAACAUACUAAGUCUUAUUUUCUGCAUGUGGUGCACAAUUGUGCCAGAAACUGACUCCAGUGCUGUGUAUAAUACUUCCCUCCCGAGAGGCACACAUGAAUUUAGAAAUCAGGAUGGACCUGUUCUCAAUGUCGCGGCGGCUAUUCCUGAUUCAUCCUUUAUUGCUUCCUGAUCACAACAAAGAAAAAUUAUGCCGAAUGUGGUAGCAAAUUUUGUGAACUCAAAUAAUUGCAAAGAUGUAAGUUGGAAAGUG
This is a messenger RNA of Sycon ciliatum, 2379 nucleotides long. RefSeq lists its product as uncharacterized. Bases 258 to 1907 code for a protein of 549 amino acids. Gene Ontology annotation, molecular function: phosphoric diester hydrolase activity. Gene Ontology annotation, biological process: lipid metabolic process. The transcript has 13 exons. NCBI's taxonomy places the organism in Eukaryota, Metazoa, Porifera, Calcarea, Leucosolenida, Sycettidae. The record is from RefSeq and is a predicted model, not a curated record.